Prorocentrum cordatum is the source of this 1228-nucleotide messenger RNA. Lineage: Eukaryota; Dinophyceae; Prorocentrales; Prorocentraceae. The record is from the annotation of a GenBank genome assembly.
GUUUUGUCUGUCUGUGCGUGUGUGUGUGUGUGUGUGUGUGUGUGUGUGUGUGUGUGUUUGUGUGUGGUGCAUCAGUAACUAAACAUGGAGCCGCACCAUUGCGGCCUGCCCCAUGGAGUGCAGGCGGACAUGCUAUUCCCUGAGGACUGGCUGAAGGCGCUGUACGUCUUCCCCAUGUUCGGGGUAUCGUUUUUGUGCCACUUCAAUGCGCUGCCAACGCAUCAGGAGCUCCGGCGGCCCACCCGCGGCCGCGUCCGCCGGGUGAUGGCGCUGACGCUAACCUUCACGUCGUUGCUCUACCUCGUCGUGGGCCUGUUCGGCUACAUGUACGCUGGCUCCUGCACCUGCGGGAACAUCCUGCUCAACUUCAAGGCCGAGGACCCUGGGGCCCUCGCUGGCCGUCUGAUGCUGGGCAUUGUCCUCAUGCUGAACUUCCCCCUUCUCUGCCAGCCCUGCCGCAACGCGCUCUACCGGAUGCUGCUGUUCACUGGCAUGGUCAGGCAGAGCGGUGACGCUGAGGCCUCGGGCGACGUGCCGCCGCAGACCCAGGAGAGCUCGCCGCCGGAGGAGGACCCCGCGGCGUGCUCGGACUCUGUCGACGGUGGCCAGGAGCGCCGGGGGAGCAGCGGCGAGCUGCAGCUGUGCGGUGUCCCCAGCGACGUGGACCUGGCGGCGCAGGACACGCCGUGCGGGCUGCUGGAGGAGCCGAGCGCGGCGACCGGGGGCAGCGCGAGCGCGGCCGCGCCGCCGCGGGCCGCCAGCACCGCGCGGCCAGCGUCGAUGGGCGCCAGGGUCCCCGCCGCGUCGGCGCGUUCCGCCAGCCCGACGCGGCCCGCGGCGCCCACGUCGCCUGGCCCGACGCGACCGGCGUCGAUGGGCGCAAGGGUGCACGUCUACACGCGCCAGAGCACGUCGGGCUUCAUGCGUAGCAGCGAUCCGCCGCUGGAGGCCCUCGAUGCUUUCGCGCCGAAGGACGAGACCGUUCAGCAGAGCGCCUGCGAGCCCACAACGCUGCAGCGGUACGUCCUCACGGUGCUCCUCCUGGUGUCGGCGCUGGGUAUGGCUUGCUUCAUGAGGAGCAUCCUGGUCGUCUGGUCGAUACUGGGCAGCACCGUGGCAUUCCUGAUCGCAUUCAUCCUGCCGGUCGAGGUGCCGGCGGAGGCGGCGGCUGCGGUGGCGGCGUCAGCGCCGCCGCGCGGCAGUGGGCGCUCGGCGUGCUGCCGCGGGG